This is a messenger RNA of Ostreobium quekettii, 828 nucleotides long. Lineage: Eukaryota; Viridiplantae; Chlorophyta; Ulvophyceae; Bryopsidales; Ostreobiaceae. The record is from the annotation of a GenBank genome assembly.
AUGGACCUUGCGGGAGUUGUGGUGGAGGCGGGCGCGAAAUGCGAGCGGCUGAAGGUCGGCGACGCGGUGUGGUCGGCGGGCCACCACAAGCGGCAGGGCACGCUGGCGGAGUUGGCUGUGAUGGACGAGGCCUGGCUGGGCAAGAAGCCGCCCGGCCUGACGUUCGCUGAGGCGGCGUCCCUGCCCAUGGCCUCCCUGGCGGCCAUCCAGGCGCUGGACGCCGGGGGGGUGGGGGACGGGUCGAGGGUGGUGGUGGUGGGCGCCAGCGGCGGCAUCGGCUCGGCAACCGUCCAGCUGGCCAAGCGGCGGGGCGCGGCGCACGUGGUGGGCGUGAGCUCGAAGGCGAACGAGGGGCUGGUGAUGGGCCUGGGCGCGGACGCCCACGCGGACUACGUGGAUUCCAAGUGGUGGGACACUCUGGCCGGGGGGCAGUUCGACGUCAUUGUGGACACGCAGGGAGGCGGGGAGUCGUGGGCCAACGCGCGGGCGGUGCUCAAGCGGGGGGGGAAGUUCGUGGCGGUGGCCGCGGACAAGACGGAGGGGGCAAUCACGAUGGGGCUGAUGGUCUCCAUGCUGGGCGCCACAAUGUACAGAAAGCUGAAGAGCAGGUUCGGCGGGCCGGGCUACGUGAUGCUGAUGUCGAACUCACAGAGCGUGAAGGAUCUGGACCGCGCCUUGGAGGCAAUCGCGGAGGGCAGGCUGCGGCCCGUGGUGGAGAAGGUGUACCCCCUGGAGGAGUCGGCCGCGGCGUUCACGCACGUCGCGGGUGGGCACACCAAGGGGAAGGUCGUCGUGGCGAUCGCGGAGGACCUGGCCGCAGCAAAGUAG